Aedes albopictus (Asian tiger mosquito) is the source of this 1169-nucleotide messenger RNA. RefSeq lists its product as uncharacterized. Bases 194 to 916 code for a protein of 240 amino acids. NCBI's taxonomy places the organism in Eukaryota, Metazoa, Arthropoda, Insecta, Diptera, Culicidae. The record is from RefSeq and is a predicted model, not a curated record. The transcript has 3 exons.
CAUCAGGAUUAUCAGUAAUCGGUGGAAACUUAUCCAGGCAUUCCAUAAGUUUAGCUCCUGAUUUUGGUCUGAAACUUCAGCCGAAGACGAAUUCGAAACUUGUUUUAAGUUUCGAACAAAAAAAAAACAUAAUAGAUCGUUCGAUCAUCCUCGUAUUGUUCAUCAAUCGAAGAGAAAAGUGAAUUUUGCAAAAAUGAUGAAAGUUGUGGCUGUUCUUGUUGUGCUGUGCGGAAUCAGUGCUGGGUACUCAGUGCCCAUGCGAAAUGCUUUCAUGUACUAUCAGCAGCCCAUGGGUUACAUGGGUCAACGGCAAGCCAUGUAUGGACUCCACUACCAGAAUCAGCAACUCCGGAAUCAACGUCGCUCGGCUGGAGUCUCUGCCUUUGCUGCUGGAAACAAUCUUGCUGCCGGAAGCUAUCUGAAGGAUUGCCACAACACAGAUGUUGAAAGUGCCGAGACCCCUGUCCAGGACGCGCCUGUUGCUGACGCGUACCCUGCUGAGCAGUACCCAGUCGAAGACGUACCCCAGCAGGAUGUCCCAGCUGUUAACGAAUUCGAAGCAGAGGAGCCUAUUGCUGAUGAGCCAGUUGCUGCUCCAGCUGUCCCAGCCGUGAUCCCAGAAAAGAAGAAGAAGAAGGUUACUGUUCAGCUUGACUCUGCCGAAGAGGAAGAGCAGGAUGCUCAGGUCGCUCGUCGUGGAGGUAGCCGCCCUGCUGCUCCCAAUGCCUACUUCCCAAUCAACUUCGGAAGCACCAAUGGAGGCGCCAUCGCCAUUGCCAACUCGUACAGCACCGGCAAGGGAGGAUCGGCCACCAGCACUGCCACUGCCUACGGAAGCCCAGCUACCGCUGAGCUGAGAAGGGCUGCCCCUGCCCAGCUACGGAAGAAACCUGCCAAGCUGCGUGCUCGUUAUUAGAUUUCUGGUAAAGUACUGGGCAAGCAGUUCAGUGGUUCCUAGUGAUAAGACUUUCUUAUUUAUUAAGUGCAAUUCAACUCCUCCGUAGGUUAACAGAAGCAAGAGUGCAAAAGGAAUUGACUAGCAACUUAAAUCUGAAAAAGUGCAAAGCGCAUUCAUUAUUUAUUUUGUAAUUAGCUGAACCCUUCAAAUCCAAACACAAAAAAUAAAACGAUUACUGAAAUACACGAGAUAAUGACUCACCACAAGUAAA